AUGGAAAAUUAUGAUAUAGUCAGUACAAUUGGACGGGGUGGUUCCGGGAAAGUGUUUCUGGUGCGAAGCAAGGAAGAUCAGAGGUAAAUAAUUUUGCAGUUAUUGUAAGAUAUGCACUGUAUAUUUAUGUGUGCUUUUAUUAAUACUGUAGUAGUGGUUGUUUAAAGUUUGUAAAAUGAUCAUUUAUGUGUAUGUUGAUGGCGUUGAGUAUUUAAUGUAUAUAACCAUCAAGUGUAUGGGUUAUAAUUUGAUUUUCCAAUAACCAACUCAAAUACUCAAUUUUUAUCUUCAAAUGACAAGACACUCCACGAACUUAUAUCCAGGGGCCCAGGGCUAUACCUUUGGCUUACCCCUGGUUAGCCAGGGUGCAUUCCAUGCAAAGUCUACGCUGAAGAUACGCCAAUAUUAACUAUAGAUAGUAUUGUAAUUUGCCAAACUCACGCCGAAGAUCUUCGGCGUAGGCCACUUAAAAUGCACCCUGGCUGGUUAGGGAUUCGCCCUGGAAAUCUGGGUUCGGUUCCGGUUCAUUUGCACUGCAUCAAAGUAAGGUUCACACUAACCUGAGUUGAUCACCUCUUUAAUGAACUUCAAAAAGCCAACUCAGGUGGAAAUUUAUCUUCAUGAAUAAAAGAUAUCUGAGAUUUUUCACCUUAAUAUUAUCUAGACAAUAUGCACUGAAACAGAUUAUUUUGAACACAAAAUCAAACACGAAAGAAUCUGUACUUAAGGAAGCAAGGUAAUUGUCAUCAUUUGCAUUUAUGGAUGCACAGUCAAAGAUAAAAACAUCGUCUUUAUUCUCACCUAAAACUUUCAUGUUUAAUCGUUUUUACAGGAUUCUCUCGACAUUAAAACAUCCACAUAUUGUCACAUGUUGCAAUUUCUUUUUUGAUGAUCUUGAAGAACACUUAUAUAUAUUACAGGUAUAUCCCCAUACCCUAGUAUGAAGCAUUAUUAGGGUCAUAAUUCAAAUAGAAAUUCUAUUGUGCUAUUACACUCAAUAUAUGUUUCUGUUAUUUGAAUACAGUAACAUGAUUUGAAUUCAAAACAGUAGAUCUGGCAUUUGAAAACAGAGUUCUGACUUUUGAAAAAGGAGUUCUGGCAUUUGAAAACUCAGUUUGGGCAUUUGAAAAGGGAGUUUGGGCAUUUGAAAAGGGAGUUUGGGUAUUUGAAAAGGGAGUUUUGGCAUUUGAAAAUAGAGUUUUGGCAUUUGAAAAUGGAGUUCUGGCUUUUCAAAUUUCAAAUUGUGUUAUUUGAUUUCAAGUUAUGUUAUUAGAAUUCAAAUUGUGAUAUUCGAAUAAAAGAAACAUAUAUUGAGUGUUAGCACAAUAGAAUGUCUAUUUGAAUUAUGACCCUAAUAACGCUUCAUAGGUACAUCCUUAUUUGUUUCGAAGAUUAUUUUAUAUUAGCAAUUUUAUAUUAGCAAUUUUAUAUUAGCAAUUUUAUAUUCAUUUUCUCAUGAUUGGGUCAUUCCAGAAAACAUCCAUACCUCCCCACAGAGUAAACUGGAAGUUAACCCCCCUACCCUCUUUGGAUGCCCUAAUACACUUAUUAUUACCAGAAACAAAUUUUUCUCACCCCCCCCCCCUCUGGAUGGCAGCAAUUUCCUCCUUGGGGAGAGUGUGGAUCUUCUCUGGAAUGACCCAUUAUUCAUGAUAAUUAAUUGUGAAUAUUGCAGGAUUAUUGUGAUGGGGGUAAUUUACAGGACCAAAUUUUUGAUAAAAAAGAGGUAGGUAUGAUAAAAUUAAAUAUUUCUGCUGCUAAUGCAACUUCUGGAAAUUAUAAAUUAACCCCUUGAGUGGCAGGCUGGAAGCACUCUCCACUUGGCGGGUAAAAUUGUCUGGCGUUAGACAGAGUAGAGGGUGCAUUACCACUUAAAGGGUUAAUGUGAAAUUGACAUAUUUUUGUUUAGAAACAUGCAAACAUUAAAGAAGAACAAAUUAUGCAGGUGAAAUAGAUUUGUGUUGAGCUUUUAGGAGGAUUAAUUUUGUACAAUAUUAAAAUUUUUCAUUCUGUUUUAUUUCAUUAAACAGUGGUUUGUUCAGGUGACAAUGGCUGUUCAACAUAUUCAUGCAAACAAAAUUUUGCACAGGUAAUUGCUUUCAGAGCAUUGUAGAACAGAAUUUCUUUGUUCUUAUUAUAAAUAUAAUUGUCUUUUAACACAACAUUUCAGAGACCUGAAGACACAGAAUAUCUUCUUAACAAAACGAGAUCUUGUCAAGAUAGGUAAGUGACGUUCUGUGACAUUGUAGGCAGCAAUGAUAACGGACAGCCAUGGUGUGAUAGAGAUUCAGUGUAAUGAAAUCAGGGUCUGAGAGACUACCCCACUGGGAUACCAUGAUUCAAAUUUCAAAGUUCUAGUGUCCCAUCUGAGAAUCCAGUUUUCAGUAUCACACUUUUGCAUGGAUACUGGCUACUAUAAAUUUUGGCAUCCCUGAAUCAUCAAAGUAAGCAUGCAGUAGUGUACAUGUAUGAUGUCUCUCAUUGGACUCAAUUAGACUGUAUUUUGAAGAAGGCAAACUCACGCUACUCAAAGUUAUUGAGUGCAUUUUAAUGUUUGAAAUUUUGCAAUAUCCAGUCGGGAUACAAGUCAUUCACAGUUUGGUAUCCAAAACCAAAUUUUAGUGUUUAUUGAAUAUUGGGAUACUGAAAAUUUCAGACUCUGGAAAUGCAGCUAUUGUGUCCGUUUCAGGUGAUUUUGGCAUUGCUAAAGUCAUGGAGAAUACGUUGGACAUGGCUGAGACGUGCUGUGGUACACCUUGUUAUCUCAGUCCAGAAUUAUGCCAAGAUGUACCAUAUACCUCAAAAGCUGAUAUCUGGGUAUGACUAAUAUUUAUUUUGUAUUUGAAACUCAAAUUAUUGGACAUUUUGGAUUGGUUGUAUGAAGGCCAGAUAACGCUGUGAAAGUGAUUUUUUUCAACGUUUCUUAAAUUGCUCAUUGAUUGGUAUAAUCUGGGUUAAACUUUAGUAUUAAAUGUCAAAUUUUCAUUUAAUUUGUGAGGUCAUGAAUAUCUGUAGUUUUAUAACUUUUCAAAGAAUCAUUAUCCAGUGGAUAGCACCUUGGUACAACCGAGCCCUAGGGAGAGGUUUGGAGGUUUAGAACUGGUAGAGUUAAGCAGUAUAAAUAAAGAUUUAAGGUGAUUUAUAUUUUGAAGCAAAGUGUUUUGUUUGUACUGUAUCUAGGCUCUUGGUUGCCUGCUAUACGAGUUGUGUUCUCUACGCCCAGCAUUUAGUGCUGGAAACAUUGUCAGUUUAUUUUACAAAAUUGUGAGCGGGAAUGUCGAGGUAUGUCUACCAUAUUAUCAUCAUCAAUAUAUUGACACGACAGGGUUAGAAAUGAUCAUAGAUCAUAAAUCAAAUUUUACUUUGUCUAGCCGAUACCAUCAAUGUACAGUGAAGACGUCGGCAAUCUAAUAUCUCACAUGAUGUCAAAGUCUCCAGACGAUAGACCAAGGUACGCCAACGAUAAAUAUCGAAUGAUCCACAAUGUGUCAGCGUAUGCAGGUAGUGACAAAAACACAGAGAGAUUUUUGUGGAUUCAACCACCGGAAAAAUACAAGGAAAAUUUCGGCGUUUCGAGCGAAGGCUCUUCGUCCUACUAACUUUCCAACGAAGAGCUUUCGCUCAAAGCGUCGAAGUUUUGCUUGUAUUUUUCAAGGCUGCAUUUCUUCAACGAUAAAUAUAUUCAAUUUCUAUCACAGAUUUUCUCCACUUAAUUUCGUAUUUGGACUUUUCUCUUGUUAGUUUUGUUAACACAGUUUUUGUUGAACUUGUAGCGCCGGUGCAAUCCUGAAUAUACCGUUCGUAAAAGAACAUCUCUCCUUGUUCAUCGAGGGCAAGAAAAGUUUAAAGGAACAACAACGGUACAGUUAAUGACAGAUAAGCUAGUGUUGUACGAGUCAGCUUUACAGACUUCGCAAGUCUGCUAACAAGCCGUCAACAAGUUGUGUUCGCACUGCUUGGCCCAAGGUGUCAACAAGUUUGGAACAAGCUGUUAACUUCUUGUAACAACCUUGUUGAUAUUAUCAGAUUUGUUGCAAGGUUGUUCCAACAAGUCCGUUACAGUCAUAACAAUGUUGUUACAACCUUGCGUCGUCAACCUUGUAACAUUCUUGUAAUAUCAUGACUGCAUCUGACUUGUUAGAACAACCUUGUAACAAGUCUGACAAUGCCAUCAAGCUUGUUACAAGUUGUUAAUAGCUUGUUCCAAACUUGUUACAACAACUGGGAACAAGCAGUGCGAACACAACUUGUCGACAGCUUGUGAACAGAUUUGUAACAACUUGUUUGCAGACUUGUAACAACUUGUGCGUUUUUACGUGUUCCAACAACUGUCACCAGGAUGUGUUCGCACUGCUUGUUCCCAGCUUGUUGACAAUUUGUCAACGGCUUGUUGGCAACUUGCUAGAAGGUUGUUGAGCUCAACAGACUUGUCACAAGUUGUUCCAACAACCUGUUAUCGUCCUGCAAUUCGACAAUUAGUAACAACCUUGUAGCAACUUGAUAAAAUAACAGCAUUGUUACUACUUGUUGACAAACUUGCUACAAAUCUGUUGCGAACACAUCUUUUUGACAAGUUGUUCGAUAUCAUGAACUACAGUAUUUAUUAAGAAAUGCGAGCUUAUUGUAUUUCUUUUUUAAUAUUUAGUCCAAACGAAGAUCUCCGUGUGAAGUCGGCCAGUAACCAGCGAUGUUCUUCCCGACUAUCCAAGUCUCCUGUUGUCCCAGAGGAACCGACCAGUCCCGAUUACCCUGACGAUUUCGAGGCGUCAUCCGACGACGACGAGGCGGAGUAUUCCGAUGACUUUGACGAAGGGGAGGGAGAUGAGUCCAUCAAGGAGCCAAUGGCGGCCAAGACAGGAGUUGGUUUGAGUAAAGUUGGUGUGAAUGUCGAGAGUUACUCUGAUGAAGAGUUUGAACAGGAUUCCGAUUCUGAGGUAUAGUUGCGAUGGUUGUGGUGAUGAUGAUGGUGAUGAUGAUGGUGAUGAUGAUGGUGAUGAUGGUGAUGAUCGUGAUGAUGAUGGUGGUGGUGAUGAUGGUGAUGGUGAUGAUGGUGAUGAUGGUGAUGAUGAUGAUGUGGUAGUGGUGGUUAUGGUGAUGAUGAUGUUGAUAGUGGCAACGAUGGUGGUGGUGACGGUAGUGGUGCUGUUGAUUGUAUUAGUUUUGAUGAUGGUUGUGGUGAUGAUGGUGGUGGUGACAUUAGUGGUGCUGGUGAUUGUAGUAGUUUUGAUGAUGGUGAUGAUGGUGGUGGUGGUGGUGUUGAUAAUGAUGACGACGAUGAUAUAGCUGUUGGCAUGGUAAUGACGUCAUGCAAACUAUGGUCAAUUAUUUCUGAUAUUUCCGUUUCCUUAUAUUCUAGUCUCUGCGAAAUAUUCUCGCUUCAGCAAAGGCAGCCCAAGACUUAGAAGGUAUACACUAUACUGUAGUUCCUCUUUACUUUAUCGAAAUGAAAUCAACGUAGUCAAGAUUUAUCAAGUUUUUGAACUUCUUUAUUAGUGCCUGAGGAGACAGUUGAAGAUUAUGAACGACCGGCAUCAUCUUGUCGAGACAUCAUAAAAGAGUAAGACAGUUUGCUUACUUGCCAAGACAGUUUCCUCUUAUGAAGUGUUUAAGUGUGUUGCAAGUUGCAAACAUAACAACAAAUAAUAUUUUUAUUUUUGUAAAGGCCAAUUUACGCUACAUAACUUUUGCCUAAAAUUGUCGCAUGCAACCUGCUUACAACUUGAGUUGUACUGUGUAAAUCAAACACACAACUUGCCUACGUUGUAGGUUGCAUGCGACAGUUUUAGGCAAAAGUUGUGUGGUGCAAAUCGACCUUAAACUGUUUUAUUAUUCACCAAACACUAGGGGAUGCAUAAAUGUUCUUGGUGAAAAAGCAUUUAAUGAAGUCAAAGAGUUGUGUCAGAAUGGAAAGAAUAAAAUUGAAGAUCAUCCAGGGUAAAAUAUCACGUUGUUUGUCGACUCUCCUAUACAGACGAGCAGCCUUCCAAGUCUCAAAAGCGGACUUGCUCGAGUGUAUGACCAACAUUUUUUCUUGACAAGUUGAGUCGCUAGAAUUAAUAAAUAAACUGACACUUUAUGUAUCUUUCGUCCAUCUAGGCAAGAAUUUGAGAAGCUAAGUGGCUCUGACACGAUGGAAACAUGCUUCCUUGUCAACGAACUUUUUAUGCUUGAUCCAUCCUGA
Molecule: messenger RNA, 6181 nt
Organism: Paramuricea clavata
Lineage: Eukaryota; Metazoa; Cnidaria; Anthozoa; Malacalcyonacea; Plexauridae
Source: the annotation of a GenBank genome assembly